AUGCGCAGCAUAUAUAAGGAUCAGUGGCAUCCCGCACUUGCCAUUAUCUGUGGAGUACAAGCAAUGACCCUGUUCACUCUUCGAGCGACAGAAGCUAUCGGCAUCGAGCUGACCCCGCCCUUUCCCACUGUUACUGCACUUGUCAGCCAUGGUUUUGGUCGUCGUUAUAAAACCCGGUUUGGGCCUCCGAGCGACUGCGGUUACUGGGGUGAUAGAGGGACAUACGGUUGUGAUAACAACUACGACUACCGAUUCCAUACAUCGCAUGCAGACUACCCAGGGAUGAUGGGCUGCUGUGCCAAGGGCCCUGUUGGACCAUGCGAUGGAUUUUAUAGCACCUGUUACGGCCACCACGAUAUAUCCAAAACUCCGUCCUUGUUGUCGUCAACUGAUGAUCUGUUCGCUAUAUUCUGCACCAGGGAUGUCUGGUCAUACUGCUUGCCCUGGACUUGGCCUGAGAUAGGCAUUUCCGCAUUUGAAUGUACCAAUUUUACUCUGAGGGGAACGGCUACAGUACGCACCAUCUCAACCUACACGGAUGUCUCAAUGUUUGGUAUAACAGUUGUUUCUGCCGUGUCUAUGCCAUGGAUCAAGGAUGACGAAAUGAUCACGCGUUUGAACUUUAAGCCUACGAAAGCUGCAACGUCUCAUUCAUCUCAAUCAAGUGUUACAAACAUGUCGAAGGCCUCCUCGGGGCCGUCUCCGAUCCUAGUCGGUGCAGAAGUGGGGAGUGUUGUCGGGGGUUUGGUCGCAUUUUCUACUAUGCUUAUCAUUCUUUGGAUACUACGGAAGACAAAACUAUCCAAGAAUACAGUGUUCUUGAGGCAACAGUCACCAUCACAGGGGGUAUGCGACCGGCCAGGCUCAGAAGACCAACCUCUUCCUCCUGCAGAACGAAAGAAAGCCCAGCGAGCUUGA
Aspergillus pseudonomiae is the source of this 918-nucleotide messenger RNA. RefSeq lists its product as uncharacterized. The transcript has 2 exons. The record is from RefSeq and is a predicted model, not a curated record. The coding region runs from base 1 to 918 and encodes 305 amino acids. NCBI's taxonomy places the organism in Eukaryota, Fungi, Ascomycota, Eurotiomycetes, Eurotiales, Aspergillaceae.